AUGGCAGCAGCAAAACCACCAUUAUUUGUCGCCGAGACGGUGACUGGCUCACACGUGCUGGAGGUCAAAGGAUACUCCGUAAGCAAGGUCCAGCUGGGCGUCGGCAAGAGCAUCGAUUCCGGUGUUUUCAGCGUCGCCGGUCACAGGUGGAUCCUUCAAUACUACCCAGAUGGCUUCAACGAGGAGAGCGCCAAUCACAUCUCUAUCUUUGUACAGAUAGAAAAUCCUGUCGCUAAGGCCGAAGUGAAAGCAAGAUUUUGCUUCAGUUUACUCAACCAUGCCGGAGAGCCGGUGUCCAGGUACACUCUUACGAGCAAAACACGCAUUUUCUCGUCCACCAAUGUAUCGUGGGGCUACCGUACAUUCAUAGAGAGGAAGGAGUUGGAGUCGUCCUAUCUCCGGAACGAUAGCUUCCAGAUCAAAUGUGACCUCACCGUCUUCAAGGACGUCGUCCGCAAGGAGACUACUCUAGCGGCGGCACCGGCGGCCCCGCCGCCUGACCUGCAGCGACAUCUUGGCAACCUCCUUGCAAGCAAGGUGGGAGGGGACGUGGAGUUCGAGGUCGACGGCGAGCUAUUCACGGCACACCGGUACGUGCUGGCCGCACGGUCGUCCGUGUUUAUGGCGACUACAGGAAAACUGGGCUUUGCCGACUGCUAA
Messenger RNA from Sorghum bicolor (sorghum), 660 nucleotides. Its product is annotated as BTB/POZ and MATH domain-containing protein 2. Gene Ontology annotation, molecular function: protein binding. The record is from RefSeq and is a predicted model, not a curated record. NCBI's taxonomy places the organism in Eukaryota, Viridiplantae, Streptophyta, Magnoliopsida, Poales, Poaceae. The coding region runs from base 1 to 660 and encodes 219 amino acids. Gene Ontology annotation, biological process: protein ubiquitination. The transcript has a single exon.